AGCAAGCGGUAGUUUGUAGUUUCGGUGCUUCGAAAUUUAUUUUGCGGUUGUUGCUGCUACUGCAGUAUGACGUGUGGUGUGGCUUCUCUUUAAACUUAUAUUGUUUGUUCUCUUCGCUGUUGAUUUUGGAUAGGUGGCCUGAUGCCUCUUCCACCAGCCCUUCUUGCAAGAUUGAAGAAGCGGGGAAUUGUAAAAGCUAGUGAAGCCGAACCGUCGGCAGCUGAUCAACCAGAGGAAGAGGUCAUCGCUGAAGACUACGAUGACAUCUGUCGACCUGUGGGAGGUGGCGAGACCGGAGUAGGCGGGCCCAUCCCAGGAUGUCCCAACAAGUGGAACUUGUACCACGAAUGCAGUGCAUUUUGCCAACAGCAGUGGGGUGCUGGCAAAUUAAAGGAGUCCCCGCACACCGAGCGCAAGCGCUUGCGAAUGCUGCGAAAGUACCCACUGCCAGAGGGCUGGAGUGAGCUGUAUGAUCCUGGCACGGGCAGGCACUAUUACUGGAGGCAGGGGAGCGAGGACGUCACUUGGAUGCCACCUCGGCACCCAAGGGCAAAGAUUUCGCUGCCAGCUGAGAAGCUCCGAGAACUCAUAUCUGAUGCUGAUGAUGGCCAGGAACUGGACAGUGCUGGCUCAGAAGAAGACAUGCUAGAUGACGAUGAGGUUCCACUUCCACCCCGGCGCUCUCGUGAGUCUGCGAACUCUAAAGGAUCAUCUCAUAGCCGUUCAGACCGUCGUGGUGACCGAUCACGCAGCAACGACCUUGACCCCAUGGAUCCUGCUGCAUACUCAGACGUUCCACGAGGGAAGUGGUCCACAGGCCUGGAGAAGAGCAAUGAAGCCAAAACGGGUGCCGACACGACUGCAAGUGGACCACUUUACCAGAUGCGCCCAUACCCGAGUCCCGGUGCUGUACUUCGCCUUAAUGCUGGAAACCGCCGGCAGCACUCCGAUGAUGAAGAGGAUGACUAGUAGCAACACUGUAAAUUUAUUUCUCCAUCAGUUUGCUCAGUCUCGUUGUUUUUGUUCUGAAACUAAUUUAGCAAGUCAUAAAUGUUCCUCACUUCCA
Messenger RNA from Dermacentor andersoni, 1066 nucleotides. It is a transcript of the gene PQBP1, whose product is annotated as poly-glutamine tract binding protein 1. The record is from RefSeq and is a predicted model, not a curated record. Gene Ontology annotation, biological process: alternative mRNA splicing, via spliceosome. Gene Ontology annotation, molecular function: protein binding; ribonucleoprotein complex binding. Gene Ontology annotation, cellular component: nuclear body; cytoplasm. NCBI's taxonomy places the organism in Eukaryota, Metazoa, Arthropoda, Arachnida, Ixodida, Ixodidae.